AAUUAAUCCCGGCUCCGAAUCCCGAUUGUCGAGCAAACAUUUCCUUCCUCUCCCGUGUCAGUCAUCACGUAAUAUCCUCCGGCGGCCGGCAUGGUGUGUCCCGACUGCCUCUCGGGGCGCGUGCGGACCGAGACGCCGACGGGGACCGUGACCAAGAUCCACGGCCUCGACACGUACGUAGCGGCGCCGCCGGACGGCGCCGCGCCCAAGGGCCUCGUCGUCAUGGUGUCCGACAUCUUUGGCUGGGACUUUGUCAACAGCCGCCUGCUGGCCGACCAGUAUGCCGCCAGCGGCGGCUUCCUCGUCUACCUACCCAACUUUAUGAAGGAGCGGGGCGUGCCGGGUUGGCUGACGGAAGUGCUGUUUAAGCUGCUAAGCAAGUCCGGCGUGGUCGGCUGGGUGCGCAAGCCGUGGUACGUGGCACAGAUCGCCUACUACGUGGUGCCGUGGCUGUUCUCCAACCGGUGGGCCGUGUCGUGGCCGAUCGUGCGGGCGUUCUUUGAUGCAGUACGCAGCGACCAGACCACUGCAGCGCUGCCGGUCGGCGCCGCCGGGUUCUGCUGGGGCGCUAAGCACUGCAUCUUCCUGACGCACCCCGACAGCGUCACCAGCAAGCCGCUCGUCGACGCCAUCUUCAUCGCCCACCCCAGCGUCGUCAAGUUCCCGGCCGACGUCGAUAAGGUCGCGCGCCCGGCCUCGCUCGCCAUCGGUGAUAAGGACGUCACUAUGACCAUGGAGCACGUUGCCCUGACCCGCAAGGCGUGGGACGCCAAGAAGGGUGUUGUUGAUACCGAGGUCGUCGUGUAUCCUGGUGCCAACCAUGGGUUCGCUGUCAGGGUCGACUACUUCAACGAGAACAUGCUCAAGCAUUACCAAGAGGCCGAGGAGCAGGCUGUGAGGUGGUUUACAAAGCAUCUCAAUUGAGACUGCG
This is a messenger RNA of Lasiosphaeria miniovina, 931 nucleotides long. RefSeq names its product dienelactone hydrolase family protein. The coding region runs from base 91 to 924 and encodes 277 amino acids. Gene Ontology annotation, molecular function: hydrolase activity. NCBI's taxonomy places the organism in Eukaryota, Fungi, Ascomycota, Sordariomycetes, Sordariales, Lasiosphaeriaceae. The transcript is spliced from 3 exons. The record is from RefSeq and is a predicted model, not a curated record.